Molecule: messenger RNA, 1885 nt
Organism: Micropterus salmoides (largemouth bass)
Lineage: Eukaryota; Metazoa; Chordata; Actinopteri; Centrarchiformes; Centrarchidae
Product: homeobox protein Hox-D3-like
Exons: 4
Coding region: 740-1564 (274 amino acids)
Biological process (GO): regulation of transcription by RNA polymerase II
Cellular component (GO): nucleus
Molecular function (GO): RNA polymerase II cis-regulatory region sequence-specific DNA binding; DNA-binding transcription factor activity, RNA polymerase II-specific
Source: RefSeq, a predicted model, not a curated record
GGCGGUCAUGUGGACUGCAGGAAUGGGAACUUAUUUCCCAUGAGGUUAUAUUGCAGCUGCUGUUUUCCACCGCUCAUUCACUUAACCCUAGUAACACAACCUUUUCUUGGCUAUUUGCGUACGCGUAUUGCAUAUACAUUGUUGUUGUUGUGAGAAACUGGCCGCCGUACGUGCGUAAUUUUCCAAAAGUGGGCGAUGGAGCCUCCGCGCGAUGCCUCUCUGUGUGCGCCAUAUUAAUGUGUUGUAGCUAUAUGUUCUUGAAAAUGAGGAAUCAUGACACUCACGGAAGGUGGGAUUACUUUCAUGAAAUCACUUGAACAAAGUGGGGAAAUUUGGGGAGAAGACUGAGAGGAAGCGAGCGGAUCUUCUGCGGAGUGGUACCCACACAGGAAAUGAUGGAUUAUCAACAAAGCUGCACAUUGUUGGAGAAUAUGACAUCUGUGAAAGUUGCAGGACAGGCCCUCAAUGUGGGGCAUUGUUCGGCACAUCAUUUAUCUUCCUUUCACUGCACUGCCUGUAGUCGAGGAGGAGUUUUAGUUUGCAGGGAAAUGUGAGCUGGACCUCCUCAACAAACAGCUCCAACAGACGACCGACGGACUGGACUGAGAAUCUGUGCUGAUGAAAAGAUGAGAUCCAAAAGGAAAAGGCCAGAAGCCCAGGGCUUUCUGGAAACCUGCCAUGUGACAUUUGGCUGCCAGCGCUCCAUCAGAAGGUCAAAGGGGACCCCGGUGCACAUUUAAUGGAAAUGCAGAAAACCAGUGCGACACAAAACACCCAGCACCACGACUUCUUCAGCGAGUCUUUGGAGGAUGUUAGUGGGUUUGCGUACACUCAUCAAGCAGCCUCACAAGUGGAGACGUUUGAGCGCACGUUUCCCCUGAGGUCAAAACAGCAAAACCCCAAGUUCCCUAUGAGCAAAAAGAUUUUCCCCUGGAUGAAAGAGUGCAGACACUCAGAUCAGAAACAAGGCAGAAGAAUCGCAGACUGCACCGUCAACGACAAGUGCCCAAGCGCGACACCGGCCUCCAAGAGGACGCGCACCGCGUACACGAGCGCGCAACUGGUAGAGCUGGAGAAGGAGUUCCACUUCAGCCGCUACCUGUGCAGGCCGCGGCGGGUGGAGAUGGCCAACCUGCUCAACCUCCAGGAGAGGCAGAUCAAGAUUUGGUUCCAGAACCGGAGGAUGAAGCAGAAGAAGGAUGAGAGAUUGCAGGGCCUCACCACCACCACCACCACCACCACUACCACCUCCUCCUCACCUCUUUCCUCACCCUCCGCACCGGGCAGCCCCACUCUGUCGAGCCUGGGUUAUGUCCAUCUGGGCGGGGAUUACCAACCGGCCUCCCCUCCGCUCAAGUCCCAACAACACCAGCCGGCGUACACGGCAGAAUACUCCAAAUAUCCAGCUCCAGGCUUCACGCACGGCCCGCAAUUUAAUACGCAGUACAACACGCACAGCACCUCACACACAACAGACCCUAAUGUGGAUCUUAACUUGUCAUAUUUCUCACAGAGCUGCACUCAGGACAGAAUCAUGCAAGCUCCGAAACUGAGUCAUCUGUAGACACUCAGUUCCUCUAGCCUCCAGAAAAACUUUCCUUUUAAUUUAUAGAGGAAGACUCCACUGAUCUGUCUUGAUGCAUGCUAUUUAUUUUUAUUUAUUUUCACAAAUUAAUCUAAAUAUUAGUCUCAAGUCUUAUUCAUUUUUAUUUAUUCAUCUUGUGCAUUUUUAUAUUGUUGUGUUAAAGUUUACAGCCGGGCCUCUUCUAAUCAUUUUUAGAGAAAUUAGGAAAGGCUGUAAUCCAGCCCUGUGUUGUUUAAAUUAUAAUGUUCACUGCUGUUGUUUCAGCUGCACAAAUAAACGCAAUUUGUUGAGAUUUCCCCA